Molecule: messenger RNA, 1809 nt
Organism: Camellia sinensis
Lineage: Eukaryota; Viridiplantae; Streptophyta; Magnoliopsida; Ericales; Theaceae
Product: cytochrome P450 CYP72A616
Molecular function (GO): heme binding; oxidoreductase activity, acting on paired donors, with incorporation or reduction of molecular oxygen; iron ion binding
Source: RefSeq, a predicted model, not a curated record
AAGCUUAUCUAUCAAACAUCAAAAAACUCAAAAGAGUUUGAGACUGACUCUUACCAAACAAAAUUGUAAGGAGGAAAUGGGAAACUAUACCUUAUUUUCUCUGAUACUCUCUUCUUCUCUGCUUUUGUUGUUGUAUGGUGUGCUGAGAAUUUCUUACUCCAUUUGGUUGAAACCCAAACUGUUAGAGAAGCGAUUAAAACAGCAAGGUAUCAGAGGCACUCCGUACAAACUGUUGGUUGGGGACAUCAAAGAGUUUGUGAGGCAAAUUACAGAAGCUUGGUCCAAACCCCUUAGUCUCAACACACAUCAGAUUGCACCACGUGCCGACCCCUUUACAUAUAAUAUUGUCCAGAAAUAUGGGAAAGUUUGUCUAUGCUGGGGUGGGACAACACCAAAGGUGAUCAUCAAGGACCCAGAGUUGAUGAAAGAAGUGCUAUCUAACAAGCUAGGUCACUUUGGAAAGCCACCACUAAACCCUCUUAUUCUCAUUCUAUCAAAAGGACUCACAAGUCUAGAAGGUGAAAUGUGGGCUAAACACCGCAGGAUAAUCAAUCCCGCUUUCCACCUAGACAAAUUGAAGGGUAUGAUACCAAGUAUCUCAAGCAGUUGCGCGAAGCUGAUAGAGCAAUGGAGAAAAUCAAGUGGACCUGAAGGAACUUGUGAAAUAGAUGUAUGGCCUGAAUUUCAGGACCUUGCAGGGGAUAUUAUUUCUCGGACAGCAUUUGGGAACAACUUUGAAGGAGGAAAAAAGAUUCUUCAACUUCAAAAAGAGCUGCAAGUGCUAGUUGUUGAAGCCAUGCAAACCUUAUACAUUCCAGGUUUCAGAUUUAUUCCAACGAAAAAGAAUCAGAGGAGAAAGAACUUGGACAAAAGGAUCACAUCAAUGCUCAAAACCUUGAUCCAGAGGAAAGAAAACGAAAUGAGAAGUGGGAAAUCCAGGGGUGAUGACUUACUAGGCUUGCUCUUACAAUCUAAUGAUGACCACCAAGACAAAGAAACUUCACCGGAUAAUAAUGCAAGUAGGACAAAAGCUAAUGGAAUGACAAUUCAAGAGGUGAUAGAGGAAUGCAAGGUAUUCUACCUUGCCGGCCAUGAAACAACAUCUUCCUGGUUGACAUGGACCAUGAUUGUCUUAGCCAUGCACCCGAACUGGCAAGAGAAGGCAAGGAAAGAAGUUCUACAAAUAUGUGGACAAAAAAGUCCUGAUUUUGAAGCUAUAAGCCACCUCAAAAUUAUGACUAUGAUACUUUAUGAAGUCCUAAGGUUAUAUCCACCAGUGAUUGCUAAUUAUCAACAUACAUACAAGGAAACCAAGAUAGGAGAUAUAUCCCUUCCAGCCGGUGUUGAUGUUACGCUACCUACAUUACUUAUCCAUCAUGAUCCUGAACUCUGGGGCAGUGAUGUAGAAGAGUUCAAACCUGAAAGGUUCUCUGAAGGAGUUUCAAGGGCAUCUAAAGACCAGCUAGCAUUCUUUCCCUUUGGAUGGGGCCCAAGGACCUGUAUUGGCCAAAAUUUUGCCAUGAUAGAAGCUAAGGUAGCUUUGGCCAUGAUUUUACAACAUUUCUCGUUUGAACUCUGUGUGUCCUACACUCAUGCUCCUAAUACUGUUAUGACUCUUCAACCACAACAUGGAGCUCAGGUUACAUUACACAAACUUUGAGGAGUCAAUUAGGCUAGUCUGAGUGUCGAAGGUUUGAAUUAUGUAUCGAAAUAAUGUGACUUUGCAUCACAACAGAAUAUCUGGUUUUGUGUUUGUAAGAGUGUUUUUACAUCCAAUAAAAAGAGUGUUUUCACAUCUUUUGGAACAAA